Messenger RNA from Anopheles darlingi, 394 nucleotides. Its product is annotated as cuticle protein 5.1-like. The record is from RefSeq and is a predicted model, not a curated record. Lineage: Eukaryota; Metazoa; Arthropoda; Insecta; Diptera; Culicidae. The transcript has 2 exons. The coding region runs from base 49 to 297 and encodes 82 amino acids.
AGUCUGCGAACUCAACCGAACCGACAACCAAACCAAAAACAGCGCAAAAUGUUUGCCAAAAUUGUUCUCUUUUUCGGUCUGAUCGUAGCCGCCGUCUACGGUAAGCCGGUGAUUCCGUUGGCAUACUCGUCGCCGCUCGUGGCAGCGCCCUCGGUGGCGGUCGCAUCUUCUCCAUUCGUAGCACCGUAUGCAGCCACCGCUGCCUAUGCUGCUGCUCCGGUUGCUGCCGCUUACACUGCCUCACCUUACGCCUACAGCGCAUAUCCUUUUGCUGCUUACGGUUCGCUCCUGCUGUAGAAAUGCUGUUACUCAGAUUCCGAUAAGCAGCUAAGACUCUCGCUGAUUUGCGGUUCAUUCAUCAUGUUUGGAAAAUAAAUAUUUGUUGCACCUCAAC